AUGGUGAAAUUAACGCCGGAAUUAAUAAACCAGUCCAUGCAAUUCAUCAACCCCUGCCGGGAACGUGAACUGGAUUUACGUGGCUACAAAAUACCACAAAUAGAAAACUUGGGCGCAACGCUGGACCAAUUCGACACCAUAGACUUAUCCGACAACGAUCUCAGGAAAUUGGACGGACUGCCUUAUCUAUCACGUCUGAAAUGUUUACUUCUCAAUAACAAUCGUAUCCUUCGAAUCGGUGAAGAUUUACAUGAAUGUGUGCCUAACCUAAAUUCGGUGAUAUUGAGUGGCAACAACUUGCAAGAAUUGGGCGACUUGGAACCACUAACGCAGCUCCAACAUUUGGAAACAAUUUGUCUUCUUAUGAAUCCCGUGUCCACAAAACCCUACUAUAGAGAAUAUAUGGCGUACAAAUUUCCACAUUUAAGACUUUUGGAUUUUAGAAAAAUCAAACAGAAGGAUCGCAAGGCAGCCAUUGAAUUCUUCCGUUCGAAACAGGGUAAGGAGCUGUUGAAAGAAGUGGCGAAAAAAUCGAAACAAAGCGCAGCUGCUGCUGCCUUGGCCGAUGGUUCUGCUGCCAAGGCUGGUGGUGGACGUUUUGCCAAUCCAGAAGAUAUUCGCCGCAUACGAGAAGCAAUCAAACGUGCCAGCUCUCUGGCAGAAGUUGAGCGACUAUCACAGAUUCUACAAAGUGGCCAAAUUCCCGAUAAUUUUGUUCUGGAACAAAACGGAUCAACGACCAACGGAACAAGUAGCGGCGGUGGUUCAGAUGCAGCCAUGGAACAUUAG
Molecule: messenger RNA, 789 nt
Organism: Musca vetustissima
Lineage: Eukaryota; Metazoa; Arthropoda; Insecta; Diptera; Muscidae
Gene: U2A
Product: probable U2 small nuclear ribonucleoprotein A'
Exons: 1
Coding region: 1-789 (262 amino acids)
Biological process (GO): mRNA splicing, via spliceosome
Cellular component (GO): U2 snRNP
Molecular function (GO): U2 snRNA binding; protein binding
Source: RefSeq, a predicted model, not a curated record